Solanum dulcamara is the source of this 1521-nucleotide messenger RNA. RefSeq names its product glucan endo-1,3-beta-glucosidase 8-like. The coding region runs from base 1 to 1521 and encodes 506 amino acids. Gene Ontology annotation, biological process: carbohydrate metabolic process. The record is from RefSeq and is a predicted model, not a curated record. The transcript is spliced from 2 exons. Lineage: Eukaryota; Viridiplantae; Streptophyta; Magnoliopsida; Solanales; Solanaceae. Gene Ontology annotation, molecular function: hydrolase activity, hydrolyzing O-glycosyl compounds. Gene Ontology annotation, cellular component: plasma membrane.
AUGGGAAAUCUUUUGAUGAAUAUUUUCCCAGUAAUCCUGUUGGUGUUUUUGGGGCACAAUGUAGAAGGUCUUGGGGUGAACUGGGGUGACAUCUCCUCCCACAAGUUGCCUCCUAAAGAUGUGGUCAAAAUGUUGCAAGAAAAUGGCAUUAAGAAAGUGAAGCUUUUCAAUAAUGAUGAAACUAUCUUGAAUGCCUUAACAGGAACUGGCAUUGAGGUCAUGAUUGGCAUUUCCAAUCAACUCCUCAAGGAUCUGGUCAAUCCCGAUGUAGCCAAGAAAUGGGUAAAAGAAAAUGUCAUUCGUUAUGACCCUAAGUCUCCUAAAGGUGUUAAUAUCACACUUAUAGGUGUUGGAAAUGAGCCAUUUUUGAGAGAUUAUAAAGACACACUAACAAAUGUGACAGGGCCAGCAUUAGAGAACAUCCAAAAUGCACUAAAUGAUGCUGGACUUGGUGACACCACCAAGGCCACUGUACCUUUAAAUGCUGAUGUUUACUUGUCACCAAGCUGGAAUCCUGUCCCUUCUGCUGGGUUUUUUCGCUCUGACAUCGUCGAUCCUCUCAACUACAUUCUUAAGAUAUUGAACAAAAACAACGCCCCUUUCAUGGUCAAUAUUUAUCCUUUUCUUAGUCUUUUCUAUGGAAAUGGUGCGUUCCCUUUUGACUACGCCUUUUUUGAUGGUGUGAGCAAUCCUCUUAAGGACAAAGAUGGUGUUGAAUACACCAAUUGCUUUGACGCCAAUCUUGACACUUGCGCAGCUGCUCUGGCUGGAGCAGGGUAUAAAAAUAUGACCAUUAUGGUAGGAGAAAUGGGAUGGCCUACAGAUGGAAACCCUUAUGCCAAUGUGACAUUGGCUGAGAAGUUUUACAAAGGAUUCGUAUCAUAUCUUGCCAAAGGAAAAGGCAGUCCACGUCGCCCUGGAACUAUUGAGGCUUACCUAUUUGCCUUAUUUGAUGAGGAUAGAAAGAGCACACUCCCAGGAAACUUUGAGACACAUUGGGGACUCUACUAUGAAGAUGGAACACCAAAGCUCCCUCUUGAUUUUCAUGGAAAGAAAAAGACUCUUGUGCCUGUACCAAAUGUGGAGAAACUAUCCAAAAAAUGGUGUGUGAUAAAGCCAGAUGUUAAGAAUUUUACAGACCUUAUGACAUAUGCUUGUGACCGUGCUGAUUGUACGCCUCUUACUAAUGGAUCAUCUUGCCAAAACCUUAGUGACGCGGCCAAGGCUUCAUAUGCAGUGAAUGCUUAUUUCCAAUAUCAACAACAAAAAGAUGAAAGUUGUGAUUUUGAAGGCAAGGCAAUAGUAACCACAAAGGAUCCAUCUGAUAGGACUUGCAACUUCACCAUUGGAUUUAAGACACUUACUCCUCUUGCUCCUUCUCCUUCCCCUCUGCCUUCUUCGGAUCACUCAUCGUCUUCAGAUGCCAAGGCUCCAUCCUCAUCAUCCACUUCCCCUUCAUCUCCAAAAUCAACCUUUGCUUCUAUGGGAAUCAUUUUUCUUGUUUCACUAUUUUUCAUGUAG